CAAUUCUCCAACUUGUUUAUUUUUAUUUUAUUAUUAUUAUUAUGUAUUGCUUCAGUAUUUAAAUACCCGUCUUCCUAUUAUUCUUGUUUAUAGAGUGAUGGGAAUGCAAUUGGAAAAAUUGAGAGCUUCUGGUGCGAUAAAAAUGCUGUCUUUGAUCAUUUUAGUGAUUGAAAAUGACUGAAGACUUGAAUAAACAUGUAAUUGCAAAGAAAGAAGAGACUAUAUAAGUGAUAAGAUUUUUCUGAGCUGUCUGACUUUGCAAAAUGAUCUUUGUUCUUUGAGGCACCAUGGGGGCUUGAAAUUUUGCCUUCCCUGAUGCUCCAGUCUUUAAGAUUUGGAUAUAAAGUUAAGAAAUCUUAGAACCUGACCUCAGUUAUGUAUUGGUUUUGCUGUUCUUGAGAUAUACACAAGGUUUCAUAUUUCAGUUUUAAUAUAUUUGAAAUUGUGGAUAUGUCAUGUAAGGAGGCUAAGGAGAUUUCUUGAGCACUGAAUUUCCCAAGCAUGCAAUGUCCUUAUUCCUUGUGGAUUCUUCUGGUAUUAUCCUGGUGGCUGCUGUUUAAUGGAAUUUGUGUGUAUUAUUAGUUUAUUACUCAUAUAGUCAGAACUAGAAUUUUGAGGCAGUAGCAAUGGCUGCAAUGCUAAUCAUCUGGCUUUUACUGUGUCUUGUAGUGUAAUCAUCUGCCUUCUUGCCUGAGUCUCUUUGUUUUGAGUGAUUAGGGAAACCCGCGGCCACUACUCGAGGGUGUGCACGGGGUUAAUCCCCCUUGUGACCCUAGCCGACAAAGGACCACAAGGAUGUAAACCACCUUAGAUUGCUCAUAGCUGACUGACUUAAACCGAGAAGGCUAAUAAGCUACUCUUGUUGGAAGUCGAACUUGUAACCUAGUGGUUACCAAGGUCUUGUAGUACUAAGUCAACUGCCUGAUCAAUUUGGCUGGGGUUGCCCCUCAUGCGUCUUUUCUAUGUUAUUGUUGCCUGAUAGAGUGAUAUGACUAAUUACUUGCAGGACUUCUGCACAGGGUUUCAUUAAUUUUUAUUAUUCUCUUAAGUGCUGCAGCUGUUACACUACAGGAGUGGAUUUGCAAAAGUGUGCAUUUUAACUUUUAAGAUACAGAAGGCUGCUGGAAAAUAAAGACAAAGAAGAGUGUGACAGCAGUUGAUUUAGGCCAGAAAUGAAACUUUUUGAUGCUCAUUGUCAUCUUCAAGACCCACGGAUCUUUAAUAUGGUCCCGCGAUUAAUUAGGACAACCCUUGAUACAGGAGUGGUUCAUUUUGCGGUGAAUGGUGUGUGUGAGAAGGAUUGGCACAUAGUCAAGGAGAUGAGCAACAGCUAUCCUUGUGUUGUUCCAAAUUUCGGGAUCCAUCCCUGGUACAUUGCCGAGAGGACACCUAAUUGGUUGAAAACAUUGAAGGAAUACUUUGACGCUACACCUGAAGCUGCGGUUGGUGAGAUUGGUUUGGAUAAAGGUUCAAUGGGAAAGAAGAUUGAUUUUGCUGAUCAGGUUGAAGUCUUCCGCCAACAACUUCAGCUCGCCAAAGAGUUGAAAAGACCCGCGUCUAUUCAUUGUGUCCGAGCUUAUGGUGAUCUUCUUGAGAUACUGAAAUCUAUGGGUCCAUUCCCUUCUGGAGUUAUCCUUCAUUCUUUCCUUGGCUCUGCUGAAAUGGUUCCUGAAUUUGCUAAGCUUGGUGCUUACUUCUCGCUCUCUGGGUUUCUGAUGUCUUUGAAAGAAAGCAAGGCAAAGAAGAUGUUACGUUCAAUUCCUAUUGAAAGGAUUUUGUUGGAGACAGAUGCACCCGAUGCUUUUCCAAAAUUAAACAAUCCAGAUACUUUGUUUUUGAUAGAAGAUGAAACCUCUGCUUCUAAAGAAAGUGGCGGUGAAGGACAAAUUCCAAUUCCUGAUAAUGAUAGUUCUGCCAAAACUUUGUCUUCUUCGUCAAUGCCAAAAGAAACCCUAAACCAUCCAGCUAACAUUCAUCAUGUUCUUCACUACGUAGCAUCUUUACUUGAUAUGAGCGAGGAAAAACUCGCUGAUUUAAGCUUUUCAAAUGCAAUGCAGCUGUUCUCAUACGAAGGUUCAAAAGUGCAGCAGUGAGGUGCAAAGCGAUCUGUGAAUCUGUGUCUCUGAACUUUCAGUAACAGAAACCAGUCAUAAGUGGGGCAGAGACGACGUUUCAAUCAGAUAUUUGGUAAUGUGAGUCGGGAUAUCUCUCAUCUCUCAUUGAUAUGUGCAUUUUAGCUUCGAGAUUAGUUCAAAUUGCUUUCUCUUAAAGUAACCGAGGCACACACUGUCUGUGUCUGCUCGCCCUGGAUCUUCUUCAUACUUGUAUUGCAAGAAAUGUUAACUUCAAAAUAGCGUAACGUAAGGAUAGCUAAGAUGGAUAAGCCAAUGUAUGUAUCCUUUUGUGUUUUUUGCAUUAUCUCGAUCUACAAAUGGUGUAAUCUACCUGAUGUAUAUGUAUCUGGUUUUAGCAUGGGAGGUUACUUGCUUUCGUGGCGAGUUGUGCAUCUGGAAGAGAUAAAGAUGAAACUUGAAAGGGAAAGGGAUAGAAGAUGAAUAUGAAGCCUUUACAACAUAGCAUAGUCGUCAUGGCUGAUCUGUUCCCAGUAUAUAUGUUUCUUCUCAAUUACAGUUUGAGAUUCCCCUUGCGUCAAGAAUUGAAGUGGCUGCCGAAUUUAACUACUCCAUUUCAUGUGAUAAUCAUGACAUUAUUCUUAUGCAACUAGUUCCUGGGAUUCUGCUAAUUUUCUAGAAUAUGCAUGCCGUCCUAUGUUGCUUGCUUGUGAUGACAUGCUGCCUACUACAACGUAGCUUGCACACAAUGAGAAUUGUUUUCUUUUUCUUUUC
Molecule: messenger RNA, 2846 nt
Organism: Ipomoea triloba (trilobed morning glory)
Lineage: Eukaryota; Viridiplantae; Streptophyta; Magnoliopsida; Solanales; Convolvulaceae
Exons: 2
Coding region: 1173-2093 (306 amino acids)
Molecular function (GO): hydrolase activity, acting on ester bonds
Source: RefSeq, a predicted model, not a curated record